AUUCAGCCAUCGACUUUGUCCCGGUGACUUCCCGUGGCAACUGCGCUCUAUUAGGCGCCAUGUUGGAUCUAAUAUCUUGUAUGGUCACCUUUUUGGAUCUAUGGAGGUUGAGCCAAAAUGGCGUCGUUUGCCGCGAAGCCUGUAAGAUAUGCGGCUUCUGUUUAAACAUGGUAUAUUCCAGACUGUAUCGUUUACAAGAUGGCAGCUUCGUUGGAAGACGAAUUUGAAGAUGCACCUGAUGUAGAACCUUUAGAGCCGACGUUAAAAAAUAUAAUAGAGCAAAAAUCUCUGAAGUGGAUUUUUGUAGGUGGAAAAGGUGGCGUAGGAAAAACGACAUGCAGCUGCAGUUUGGCCGUGCAGCUGUCCACGGUGAGGGAGAGCGUCCUCAUCAUCUCCACCGACCCGGCACACAACAUCUCAGACGCCUUCGACCAGAAGUUCUCCAAAGUUCCCACCAAAGUGAAGGGCUAUGAUAACCUCUUCGCCAUGGAGAUUGACCCGAGUCUGGGCGUGGCCGAGCUGCCGGACGAGUUCUUCGAAGAGGACAACAUGCUGAGUAUGGGCAAGAAGAUGAUGCAGGAGGCCAUGAGCGCGUUCCCCGGCAUCGACGAGGCCAUGAGCUACGCCGAGGUCAUGAGGUUAGUAAAAGGGAUGAACUUCUCAGUAGUGGUGUUCGAUACGGCUCCUACAGGCCACACGCUGCGCCUGCUCAACUUCCCCACCAUCGUGGAGCGGGGCCUGGGCCGCCUCAUGCAGAUCAAGAACCAGAUCAGCCCCUUCAUCUCUCAGAUGUGUAACAUGCUGGGACUGGGCGAUAUGAACGCGGAUCAACUGGCUUCCAAACUGGAGGAGACGCUUCCUGUUAUCCGCUCGGUCAGCGAGCAGUUUAAAGACCCGGAGCAGACGACGUUCAUCUGCGUGUGCAUCGCCGAGUUCCUGUCCCUGUACGAGACAGAGCGGCUAAUCCAGGAGCUGGCCAAGUGCCACAUCGACACACACAACAUCAUCGUCAACCAGCUGGUGUUUCCCGAUGCCGAGAGACCCUGCAAGAUGUGCGAGGCCAGACACAAGAUCCAGUCCAAGUACCUGGACCAGAUGGAGGACCUGUAUGAGGAUUUCCACAUAGUCAAACUGCCUCUACUGCCUCACGAGGUACGAGGAGCGGACAAAGUCAACACGUUUUCCAAACUGCUCCUGGAGCCCUACAAUCCCCCCAAGUGACUUACCUUUCCUUAAACACACACACAAACACUCAUCUACACAGCCUUCCGCCGCUGCCCGCUGGUCCAUUAACCCUCUCAGACCCCACAGCAACACAUCUUCAUCGACACGCUCAUCAUCGUCAGAUCUGGAAAGCUUCAUAGUGAUAAAGGCUCGCAACACUACAUACACCCGUGUCUCUGUGUGAGUGUUUCUCUCUCUCUCUCUCUCUCUAUUUCUCUCUCUCCAUCUCUCUGUCUCUACAUCACACUCUCUUUCUCUGCCUCAUUUCUCACACAGAGGCUGUUUAUUUUACUCAGAGCCAUUCCUUAUUCUUAUCCGUUAAAUAGCAUCGAGUGAUUAUUUUAUUGUGUGAUGGUUACUUGUGUAAAAGGGUAUAAAAACUGCUUGAAAGAUGAUGAAAUAAUGCGUCUGAUCUGUGACUAAGAAUGUACUUGAUGUUUUGAAACUGACCAUCUUUUUCAUCCUUCUCAGUCCGUCUCUCAUGUUCAUUAGCAGAAGCGUACGAUCUCUCAGCACAGCCAUGUUCUGCUAUAACUUUGAUAAGUAGGCUCGGGGGAGCGCUUGCUUUUACUGGUGUACGUCAGAUGGUGUAAUUUAUGAAUUAUAUGGUGUAAUUUAUGAAUUAUAUUCAAUUAUAUAUUGAAAAAUCAAAACACAUGCACAUGGUGGAAGACCAGUGUAAAUGGCGGCAGCUAGGCUUGUGCGAUAUAGAUUUUUCCCUGAUCCCGAUAUCAUGGUAAAUGAUUUAAUCUUCCAGAAAAAAGACAGAACAAAUGAACAUUUCUACCAUUUCUAGUUCAUGCAGAAUAAGAAGGUAUAAUAAUAUUACCAGCUGGAUGGUGGAAGACAUUUUCACUGUGUUGAGCAGAAGAACACGGUUCAAAAAGAAAAACGAAAACCUCGUAUUUUAACCCCAACCUUUUUUCCUCUUUAGGGUCAUUUUGACCAUUUUUGGCCAAAAUUUUUUCACGCCAUCCCUAACAAAUAUAAUAAACUGAUGUUAAAUAUAUACUUGACUAAUGUUAGCUAAGUUGAACAUGAAAGAUUUGAUUUCUCAGUAAUGAACUUAGAACAUUCUCUGUUCUCCAUGACAGAAAGCGAGAGAGCAGUGCGAGCACCUCCGCAUGAGUUGAGAGCACCAGGGGAAGAGAGCUCGCGGAGAGAUCCAGGGCCGCAGUGCACUAAACUUUCUGCACUCUGGUGUAAUUUCCAUAUUUUUGGAAAUUUAAAAUUUGACUUUUAAAAAAAAGUGGGGAUGCUCACAGCCUUGAUCCCCACUUCAAAACUAACCUACCCAUAAUGCAGUGCACCUGAAGAACAACACUUUACUCUCUAACGCUAGCAUGACGUUUGUACACAGCUUGUAAAUCUUGUAACACUUGGUAGGUCUGGUGAUGUAAUAUACACGUCCGGCGAUAAACAUCACUGGAUAUUGUGGCAUUGUAAUAUCGUCUAGGGAUAAAUAUUAUGUCGCACAAGCCUAGCGGUGGCAGUAUUUGAUUAAUAGCCACCUACAUUGGUUUCUGAUGUUUUCUCAAGAUACACGUUAUCUUAACUUCCACAAGUCUCUAAGUUCACUGUUUACUUUGUAAUGCAAAUUCAGCGCAAGAAUUUGGUCAAAGAAGGUUUUAGAUCUGCCGAGUCCCCCCAGUGGACAGACCUGAACUCUUAACACCCUUAACCCUAACCCCUAACCCACACAUCAUUGUACGACACACUUAUCCAGCCGCCAUUUUCCACCUCAGGAUUUCUGGCUUGACUCCACCCGUGUGGGAGGGGCUAGAUCAGCUCCAACUCCACCCCAUGGACUUUCUCUUCUGCAUGGAGGGGUCUUUGGCUGUGUCUGCACAUGUAGACAAGUAUAACCUCACUCUUAGUUGCGUUCCCACAGUCUUUUUUUGUUUUACCUCUCUCAAAGAUAAAGAGAACUUAAUGGGUGCAGGCUAAAAUCUCAGAAAAUGUGUAAGGAGCCUAAUGGAUCCAUCAUCAGAAGUGAAAAUAUUAGCAACAUGGAAGGUGAUGAGCUAUUAAGUCUUAAAGGAAUGGUGUGGUCAGAAUUCAAAUUUCCACAAUUUCCUGUUUUUCCCCCAAAUGUAGUAAGUCACGUGAUCCCUAAUGCUUGCUUUUUCAGUUUUGCACUAUAGCUAUGAUGAAGUGAUGAAGUUUUCUCAAACCGCGUCCAGAUUUUCAGUGAUAUUCAAACAGAAUUCACCAUGUAGCUGAACACUGGAAUAUUAUGGCGACCGCCGUCUUUAAAAACCAGUUUGAGAUCACUCGGCCCCGUCUCCCAAGUUUAAAUAUGGACUAUUGUGGCUAUUUUUACAUUAAUUUAUUCAGGGGCUUGUGAAGAUUGGCGGUCUGAAUUUUAGUUGAGAUUGACUUUCAGUAAUUGUUAACUACAUCAGCUACGUAGCUCCAGCGCAAAAAAAAAAAAUUGUGGAAAAAUAUUAAACCUACAUGAAAAAAAAAUCUGAGCACAUUAGCUUUAUGUUGUACUUAUUUAAUUUGGCUGAGUAAAGCUUAUACUUACUUUAAGUAAAUUUCACUUUGCGUUAAGGUGAACAGUAAUGAUGGUGUGUAAAUGUCGUAGCUGUCAGAUGAAGCAGGCAGGGUCACGCUGGGAGAAGCUUCAUCUCAUCGCUAUACACAUCUGCUUUGCUGUAAACAUCUUUGCAAAGCUUGAGUUUUAUUUCAUGGCAUUUUGUUUUGUUACAGUUUCCUCUCAAUGAAAGAUUUCUAUUUGUAAUUAUUGUGUACAAACUGUGUAAUUAUGGCAGUUAAUUAUACAGAGUAACGCUAGCAGUAUUUCUGUUUAUUUGCAUUUGGUUUCAGCUGGAUGUUUCUCUGAAUUCUAAUGAAGCACAUAGUAAAGGAAAAAUGUUUUACCUGCU
Pangasianodon hypophthalmus (striped catfish) is the source of this 4115-nucleotide messenger RNA. RefSeq names its product guided entry of tail-anchored proteins factor 3, ATPase (gene get3). Bases 199 to 1221 code for a protein of 340 amino acids. Gene Ontology annotation, molecular function: ATP hydrolysis activity; ATP binding. Gene Ontology annotation, cellular component: GET complex. The transcript has 7 exons. Lineage: Eukaryota; Metazoa; Chordata; Actinopteri; Siluriformes; Pangasiidae. The record is from RefSeq and is a predicted model, not a curated record. Gene Ontology annotation, biological process: post-translational protein targeting to endoplasmic reticulum membrane.